GUUGAAUUGAUUCAGCCAGUGAUUUCACACUAAUUAUUUUUCAUAGCUUAUGUUUAAUUUUAUAAGACAAGGUAGAGUAAGCCAGUCAGUUACGGUAGUUGAAGUUGGACGAUAAUCAGCUGUCUCAUUGGCCGCGGAACAAACUGUAGAAUUACGCGCAUGUAUUUCACACACGUACGUAUUAAUAAAAGAACAGUGAUCGAGGUACGCGAGAGCUGCAAGCGAGUAUGACAAGAGCAAAGAGUGUGUAAUGUAUGUACAACUCUGAUGACUAGAAUGUUCAGUAAGUGAAGUUCAUUGAAAUCAGCAUGACGUACUGGUUCUGACAGUGCAGUGAUAGAGACACCUGAAAAUAAACGUGGUUAUAUAUAUUUACAGGUUUAAAAACAAUAGCUGUAGUGAUAUAUUUUUUUUAUUUGCAAUAAGUUCAACAUUGAAGGAUAGUCGCCAUUGAAAAAAAUUAACUACGUCCGGUUGGGCCUGUCUUAAGUUAUUAUGUUUAAGUUUAUAUAUAACCCAUGAUAAAUAGACUAAAAAAACUGAAGAUACCAAGGAUGAAGGUUGAAGGAUAAUUACGAGGUCGUGAAGGAAACAGGAAACUAGCUAUCAAUAAUCGAUUGUUACGCUUAACUAAAUAUUAACUUUGGCUGGUGAACUUUUUUUAUUAAUAAUCUGUGAAUGAGAUAAAAAAUUAUAGUGACCUUGACAAUUUAAGAAAUGACGAAACAGUGAUUGCUUCUUUUGGUAUUGUUGAAGAAUACUUGAAUAAUGAGUUCAGUGUGGAAAAGAUUGCAGAGGGUGAACAAGAGAGCUGCCAAGUUCCAGUUCACCGUCUCUUAUCAUGAACUUACUCUCGAGACAACAUCUAAAUGGAGACCCAAUAAAUUGAGUGUUGUUUGGACAAGGAGAAGUAGAAGAGUCAGCUCAGACCCAUUAGAAUGGGAGCCUUGUUUGAGUGAUCCAAUGAUCGGAAUAGUCAGUUGGGCUGUUCCUGAUAACCACACUGUGUCCGUAACACUUUUUAAAGACCCACGUACUCAUGAGCUAGAGGAUAAGGACUGGACUUUUGUCAUUGAAGAUGUCUCUCCAACGGGAAAAAGAAGGCACGUCGCGGCAACAAAUAUUAAUAUGAAGAAAUAUGCGACCCUGGAAUCAAGUCAGCAACAGCUCAAAUUAGAUCUCAAACCAACGUCGAAAAAAAUAGUCCGUGCUACGUUGGAGUGCACGUUAUCGUGUGUGUUCCUUCGAGAAGGCAAAGCUACAGAUGAAGAUAUGCAAAGUAUGGCCAGCUUGAUGUCUGUAAACAAUAACAGCGAUAUAGCGCCUUUAGAUGACUUUGAUAAUGAAGAUAUCCCUGAGGAUGUCGAGGAGUUAUCGCUAAAGAAUUUAGACGAAAUUCUUGAUAUUUCAACGCAACUAGAAAUGAUGACGAACAGUCUGACUGAAAACGAAAUGCCAAGUACUCCGAUAAGCGUGGCUAGCUUAGUUAAAGACGAUGCAACACCGGUAAACGAUCAAGUUAGUGUAACACGUGAUGUCAGUUUAACGGCUAUCCCUGAUAAUAUCAAGGACAGAUCGCCUAUUAAAGAUGAGAUCGCCGUUGAAAACGAUAAAAACGCUUCAAUGAGAUCAAAGCUACAACCAUUGGACUUGAAAAAAAAUGAAACAUGUGCACCACGUAUGCGAGAAAUAACACCGGGUCAAGAUCUUUUAGAGUGGUGUAAAGAUGUUACACGCAAUUAUUCAGGCGUUAAAGUUACAAAUCUAACGACGUCGUGGCGUAAUGGAAUGGCGUUUUGCGCAAUAAUUCAUCACUUUAGACCUGACCUUAUCGACGUGGAUUCAUUGUUGCCACAUGACGUCAAGGGUAAUUGCAAAAAGGCGUUUGACGCGGGGGAAGCACUCGGUAUUCCACGUGUUAUAGAACCAGCUGACAUGGACAUACUAACUGUACCGGAUAAGCUAGCGGUAAUGACGUAUUUGUACCAAUUAAGAGCCCAUUUUACUGGUCAUGAAUUAGAGGUUCAUCAAAUCGGUAAAACCGCAGACGAGUCAUCGUAUAUGAUUGGUAGGUUCAAUACGGACAAUAAUUCCGAGGUGAGUGUACAAUUAUUCGGUCAGGAGAUCAUUAAUAUGCGGAAAAAGGAAAAUAUUGAGCAGAGAAGCAAUAAAAGUGGUGAUACUAAUACAAACAGACGGUCUAAUCCGUUUGAUUAUAAAAGAGAUGAAACUUGUGGUGAAUCGUUGAAAAAUAAAUUGCAUCUUAGUUUAAAUACUGAUAUUCAGGAUAAUGAACCAGGCAAAGACAAAUCACCGUCUAGUGUUAAAGACGUCAAGGACAUUAUUCUCGCAAGUUCAAAAAGUAUCUUGGGAAAAGUUUUAUCGCCUACUAAAGAAAAAUAUACCAGAGAAAAGAGUAAAUCUCCACCACGGUCACUUCACGUUCAACAACGUCCAAUUCUCAUGACGAGACGUCAAUUAACGGAUCCAUUUGGAUCUGACGAUGAAGAUGAAAAUAUUCAAGUUGUUGACGACAAGUGGUCUCAAUCGAUUUCUAUCACCAAGUCACCGACCUCUCCACGAGACGAAAUAAUUGAUCGAGCUAUUCGAGCUAAUUCAGAAGGUCCUCGUGGUCUCUCUCCAUUGCACGGCGAAUUACGAUCACAGCAUCCGCUGGUCACUCGACAUGACGAGCUGAGAGAGCGUGCACGACAACUCUUGGAGCAAGCCAGAAGUCAAUCUAAAACAUCAGCAAUGUCUUCGCCAGUUUCAAGUCCCGUUGAUUCUCAGAAUGAGGACGAUCGGCAACAGCAGCUGCGUGAGCGAGCACGUCGGCUGAUUGCCGAGGCACGGAUGGGUGUUGUUUUAACUCCAAGUCAGCUCGGCGAUGAUAACAAUAGUGAUAGACGAUCUACCGAUGAUCAAAAUAAUAGUCCGAGACGUAGUAUGACUCCUUCAACACCCGGUGAUCGUUUGAGUAUAAAGUCUGAAUAUAAUGGAAAUAUACUGGCUAAUGCCAGCGCUAUUGAUAGUGAUAAAAAAAAUAAUUCACCCAUGUAUUCUUACAAUAAAAUAAUCGAGAGAAUUUCACCUGAUAAAAUUAGCCCGGAAAAAAGCCCACAGACAAUUCGAGGGCUGGGUAAAGAUAUGACGUCUUAUAUCCAAAAUGAAUUAGAGGCUUUAGAAAGAGAACAAAGCCAAAUAGACAUACAGGCGGCGAAACUUGAAAAACAAUUACGAGCCGCAAUGGAGAGUGAUAAUGAAGAUGACACUGAACGACUCAUGUCACUAUGGUUCACGCUUGUUAAUAAAAAGAAUGCUUUGUUAAGACGGCAAAUGCAGCUUAACAUUUUAGAAAAAGAAGAUGACCUGGAACGACGUUUUGAAUUAUUAAAUCGUGAGUUACGAAGUAUACUUGCUGUUGAGGAUUGGCAGAAAACAGCCGAGCAGAAAGUAAGAGAAAAUCUUUUACUUGAAGAACUAGUUUCUAUCGUUAAUAAAAGAGAUGAACUAGUCCACCAUUUAGAUACGCAAGAAAGAGCAAUCGAAGAUGAUGACGAGAUCGAACGUGAUUUAUCACGUGCUGGUUUAGCGCAACGAAAUAAAAAUUGCGUGAUACAGUGAAUAGUAAUACUAUAUAGCAAUAAAUAUUCAAUUAUUUUUUUUUGCUAAUGGAGUUGCCAAAGAAAAUGAUAAAAAUACGUUGCAUGAAUCGUGAUGUGUUAGUGAUUAAUUUAAAACUUACAAUAUUAAAAAAAAAAUCAUUUAUAAAUCGGUGCAAGGAUUGAUAAUUUUAUAAAAGUAAACUUUUUUUACCCGCUGUUGCUUGUUUAAAGGCUUUAGUUUUCUCACUACGUUAUUAAAUUUAUUCGAUAUAAA
Messenger RNA from Cotesia glomerata, 3879 nucleotides. It is a transcript of the gene Ehbp1, whose product is annotated as EH domain-binding protein 1. The record is from RefSeq and is a predicted model, not a curated record. Bases 769 to 3624 code for a protein of 951 amino acids. The transcript is spliced from 19 exons. Lineage: Eukaryota; Metazoa; Arthropoda; Insecta; Hymenoptera; Braconidae. Gene Ontology annotation, molecular function: protein binding.